This is a messenger RNA of Microplitis demolitor, 2947 nucleotides long. RefSeq names its product sorting nexin-14. Gene Ontology annotation, cellular component: late endosome. NCBI's taxonomy places the organism in Eukaryota, Metazoa, Arthropoda, Insecta, Hymenoptera, Braconidae. Gene Ontology annotation, molecular function: phosphatidylinositol binding. The record is from RefSeq and is a predicted model, not a curated record. The transcript is spliced from 6 exons. The coding region runs from base 135 to 2753 and encodes 872 amino acids. Gene Ontology annotation, biological process: autophagosome maturation.
AUGUUAGGUUAGUAGUGUCAGUUGAUACAGCUGACCCAGCUGUCAUGUAUUCGCGAGAUGUUUAUGUGCAUUUAAAAAAGUGAAUAAUGGUUUAGAAUAAUUCAAAAUCUAGUGAAAUAGUUUUAUUUAGAAACAUGGUUAAUACGGAAUAUUUAUAUUCCUUAUUUAUCAUUACACUUGGUGUCCUUGUGGCUAUUUGUUACAGCAUCGUUUGGGCUGUUGUUGUUAUCAUCCUCUAUAAUAUUGGUCGUUUCUGGGGUGAAAAAAUAAUAGAACGUGUUAACUUGUUAUUGAAAUUUAAUAAAAAAUUUAAUACUGAUAAGUCUGAUAGCAAUAAAAAAUGCAAAGUAUGCUGUGGUGAUAAUUGUAAUAGACAUAAACCGUCUAUUAACAAUAGCCAUGUUAAAAUUCCAAAGGAUCUGGACUCUGCACUGCAAAACCUAUUGGAAAAAGUUUUGCAGACUUAUGUAUGUACCUGGUACUCAAACUUUUCAUCAAACGAAGCAUUUGUACAGCAAUUACGUCUCACAACAACAAUAGCUAUUAGAAAUUUAAUCGGACGGCUUCUCGAUGCCCAAGUGUCCGAAUUAAUAUUCAAUAAUUUAAUUCCCAUCGCGCUGCAGCAUGCCCAAGACUGGCGCGUCAUGGCAGAAUUUGCCGAUAAAAAAGGCGGCAAACCCGAAGAUUAUGCCCGUGAUUAUUUAGGACACAGAAUACACCCGGCAGCUUAUUCACGCGAUCAAGAAUUGAAUUAUCUCAGAGGUCUAGUCACUGGAUUGUUGCCUUAUUUACUACCCAGUACUUAUGUAUCAACUAAUAAUAAGGUCUUAUUGCGUGAGAUUUUAGCUAAUUGGGUUCUGCUGCCUGCAAUAGAUGCGUUGGCAGAUCCAGAUAAUAUUAAUUUUCUAGUUAAAUUAGGGACUUCCUGUGAAGUACUCUUACCAAGUGAAAUUGAUUCUGUGAACGUGCCAGUAUUGCAAACAUGGAUAACGCCUGUUAUUACCAUUCAAACAAAUGAUGAUCCACUAAAACCUUCUUUGGAUCAAGUACUGAACGAUCCGCAGCUUCUUUAUUUAUUUAUGCAACACAUUAAAGAAACUGGGCCCGUUAAUCUCUUACAAUUUUGCCUCGAUAUCGAUGAUCUCAGUAAACGAAUGUUGAAUCCUGAAAUAACUCGUGAAAUAGAAGAAAAUUUGUACUUGGAUGCUCAGAAUAUUUAUUCUACUUACUUAGACCCCAAUAGCAGCGAGUACAUACACUUACCUUGGCACAUAACUCUGGGUUUGCAGCAAAUACUCGAAGGUGGACCGGGUAAAAUACAAGAACUGAGAACAUCUAGGCCACUGUACCAAGCACAUCAAGAAGCACACACACUUCUUGAAGCCAUUUGUUUGCCAUCAUUUCACCACAGCUAUGAACUAUACAAACUGCUCUGCGGAUCUCCAUCCACAAACUUACCGUCGAAACCGUCGUCACAAACGGGAUUGUCUGGUAACAGCGGAGUCGGACAGAAAUUAAGCUAUCAGAUUAGUAAAAUACGAAGCGCCUUGCGUGCAUCGACUGUCGAUGGCGCGACAUUUGAGGCCCCGGAUGUUUUCAAUGCCGAAGAAGUUGACUGCACGCCGCGCUCUUACCAAGACGACAGUGCGCUGUGCAUUGAUAAGGCCAAUAAUCGCGAUUUAACAGCUUGGCGGGUUACUGUACCCCAUGUUGAUGGAGGUGGUACUCAUCCUUUGUACAUGAUUGCAAUUCACAGUUCUGCUGACAAUAAAUCUUGGAGCGUGUUGCGCAAAGAUCAAGACUUCCAUACUCUCAGAUCACGUUUACUGGAAUUUCAUGGCGAUCGCGAGAUGAAUGACUCUCCGCUGCCGACGCGAAAAAAUCAAUAUGUAUCUCUGGCUGCUAAUCGGCAACGCUAUGAAGACUUUUUGCAAAAAUUACUUGCGAAACCUACACUACGUAGCAGUGAAUUAUUGUAUAUUUUUCUUACAGUACCUAAUUUUAAACCUUAUAUUAGUAAUUACACGACACCGGAUAUCGGGGUUCUGUAUCAAAGUGUAGCUCAUAAAUUACGUAAAGAAAAGGGACAAAAUCUUGAUAAAUUUAUGAAUGUAUUUUUAGCUUCAACUAACGUUGAAAGUGAGCAUAUUAAUUUAGGCGUUGAUCCAAUAAAUGAUAGUAAUUUUGUUGAGUCAACUAAGAAAGGAAAAGAUUUGUUAUCAGGUCCUUUUAAUAAUAAUUUGAAUAUUAAUGAUAUCGAUCAUCAGAAUUUACCGUUCAUUGAACCUAAAAAGCAACAUGUUAAAGGUGCUUGUUAUUGUGUUGCUGAAGCAGUGGAUAGUUUACUGAAUGCUCCACCAACGAUAUCAACAUUUAUUUGGCUGGCAGCAUCAUUGUCUCGUUUAAAUUUGGAUCCAAUUUGUAAUAAAUAUUUAGAUAAAACAUUGACUAAAUUACUGAGCGGUGGACGGGCGGCGAUGGUAAUUAAAUUAUUGCACAAUGUUAUGUUUGGAUCUAAACCGACGAGAAAUAAUGUAUCCACGGUGAGCCAUGAAGAUGAAAAAUAUUCAAGCGCUAAAGAAGGCCUGUAUAAUUUAUUACCCAAGUGGCUUCUUUAUUUACGUAAUGACUAUUGGUGUAAACUCAUGGACUCUCUUUUGGAUCCGCUGCAAAAUGCUCCGCUGAAUAAACAUCUCGUUUACUUUUUGAUUGAUCACAUUGUUCUCACACUUUUUCCAGAAUUAUCUCUCUGAGAUUUUAAUUGUUAAGUUUUAAAAGCAAUAUUUAUUUUUACAUUCCAAAUAUUUAAUUGUACAUACCGCUCAAUUGUAAAUAAAUCGCUGUAGCACAGCGUAUUUUAUUUUUAUUUUUUUUAAAUAUAAUUUAUCGUAAUUUUUUAAUAAUUAUAUAUACAUAACUCUCAUGGUGAUAAAUAAAUGCAACUAAA